AUGACCAUCCUCGACUCUGAACCGUUCAUCAGAGUUGAUGUCCCCAAGCACUUGGAUAUAAUCUCGGACCUCAAGUUCUCGAAGUCCCAGGAUCAAUUCCUCUUUUCCUCAUGGAAUAACAAACUUCUUCUCUACGAUUGCAGUUUCCUCGACAACACCCGAAUCCUCAACGAAUUCAUCACCCCGGUCCCCAUACUAAGUAUUCAGUACCUCAGAGACACUCUCGCGUAUGUGGGAUCACUUGAUGGCCUGUUAUACCACGUGGACUACGAAAAUGGGAAACUUAUGAAGGAGCUGUUUGUACCCGCUCCACAAACAGAGCUCGACUCUGGAAUCAACAAUUUGGCCACCUUCAACGACAGCUUGCUAGUGGCAUCUACUUUCAACAAGCACUUUCAUAUCGUGGAUUCCCGAACUUCCCAUCCCAUCGUGUCGAGGAAAAUGGAGAAGAAAAUCCUAAAUAUGGAUACAACCUCUACCUACUUAGCCAUUGGCAUGACCGAACGUACGGUGGAAGUCUACGACCAUCGCAACUGGAACACUCCUUUCCAGGUCCGUGAAAGUGGCUUGAAGCUGCAAAUCACGGACCUUAAGACCUUUCCUAGCGGUGAAGGGUUUGCCAUAUCCAGCAUCGAUGGCAGAGUCAGUGUCGAGUACUUUGAUCCAUCUCCGGCAAUCCAGGACAAAAAGUACGCUUUCAAAUGUCAUAGACUCCUUGAUAAACUCACACAAACAGACGUGGUGUACCCGGUGAACUCGAUUCUCUUCAAUCGCAAAUCCAACCACCUCUACACCUCAGGCUCCGAUGGGUGCUUAAACUUAUGGAACUGGGAAACGCGACGCAGGGUCAAGCAAUUCCCCAAGUUCAAGACCGACGAGUUGGUGGAAAGCAUCGUCAAGUUGGAUCUCAAUUGCAGCCAGUCGGUGCUUGCGGUUGCCACUAGCGACGACGGGUUCAAGAACAGCCCUUCACUCGAACAGACUGGGUCUCUGCCUCGGUUCUCCAGUUGUAUAUACGUUAAGCGAGUGUAA
Molecule: messenger RNA, 1032 nt
Organism: Yamadazyma tenuis ATCC 10573
Lineage: Eukaryota; Fungi; Ascomycota; Pichiomycetes; Serinales; Debaryomycetaceae
Gene: BUB3
Product: Bub3p
Biological process (GO): mitotic spindle assembly checkpoint signaling
Cellular component (GO): kinetochore; nucleoplasm; bub1-bub3 complex
Molecular function (GO): ubiquitin binding
Source: RefSeq, a predicted model, not a curated record